AUGGAUGAUCAUACCAAAGUUGCCAUCAGUCUCGUGAAGGGAAAUGAUGGUGCAACACCAUUGGUCUUUAGCAUAGACGACAUCAGGAAACUUCGAAAUUCGGGCACAUCAGGAAUACUAAGUGGUACCUUGCCAUCGGCAGCGCAACAAAAUGGAUUCUUAAGUGUACCGCUACGGCUUAUGGUGGAAGAAGCUUUGUGGCUUGUUGAGACCGGAAUGGCGUUUUUCAUCACCGGGCCAGAAAGCGUCACAGCUGCAGCCGAGACGAUAACUUUGGGGGAAAUGGAAUGCACGCUGCGCGAACAGGAGCGUUCUUUUGAAGAGCAACGAUCAUUUAAACAACAACAGCAUGCCGAAAAACUAGCUAAACUAGGGUUGCCAGUCGACGAGGGAAGAGUUUCUUCUACUCUACUGGAGUCUUCACUUUUCGUCGAAACACCCAGCACGUCAGAGUUGGUGCCAAAAAUGGCUGACCACAAUUCGUCGCACCAACAAAAGCUUUGGAAAGAACUUUACAACGGCCUCAAAAAUUCCGGAGACUACUACGUUUACCAGGCCUUAAAAUCGCAAAAUUACUUCCUGUCCCCGGGUGCAAGGUUCGGCGGCAGGUUUAUAGCCUAUCCUGGUGAUCCACUGAGGUAUCACUCCCAUAUGACUGUGCAGCCGGCUCUAGACUACAGCCGUGAUCCACUUAACCUUCUGCAAGUAGUUAGCGGAGGCAGGCUAGGAACAGGUGUCAAGAAAUUGUGGGUCGUGGCAGGUGUAAAAUUACGUGAAGAAGGAGAGACUGAGAAAGAUGUGUCGUUUUUUUCCAUCGAGUGGGCAGGUUUUGGCUAG
Messenger RNA from Lachancea sp. 'fantastica', 837 nucleotides. The record is from the annotation of a GenBank genome assembly. Lineage: Eukaryota; Fungi; Ascomycota; Saccharomycetes; Saccharomycetales; Saccharomycetaceae.